Salvelinus fontinalis (brook trout) is the source of this 841-nucleotide messenger RNA. RefSeq names its product proton-transporting V-type ATPase complex assembly regulator TMEM9-like. Bases 75 to 437 code for a protein of 120 amino acids. The record is from RefSeq and is a predicted model, not a curated record. The transcript has 3 exons. Gene Ontology annotation, cellular component: lysosomal membrane. NCBI's taxonomy places the organism in Eukaryota, Metazoa, Chordata, Actinopteri, Salmoniformes, Salmonidae.
AUAUAGCUACGUCAGUGGUCUUCCUCCUCCAGUCCAGUUUGAGGAGAUUGCUACCUGUCUUCCUGUCUGUCAGUAUGUCAUCCAGGAGAGAACAGAGUUCCAGGUCUCUCCUAUUUGGCUUGCUGCUUGUGCUGCUCUGUGAGGUGUUCUCGUUUGCACACGCAAGCAAGAGUUUUGAAGACGUGCGCUGCAAGUGUAUCUGUCCACCCUACAGGAACAUCACUGGACACAUCUACAGCAGGAAUGUCUCCCAGAAAGAUUGUAAGUGCCUCCAUGUAGUGGAGCCCAUGCCAGUGCCAGGCCAUGAUGUGGAGGCCUACUGUCUGCUGUGUGAGUGCAAGUAUGAGGAACGCAGCAGCAACACCAUCAAGGUACACCUGACCCUUUACAAUGACACACAGAGUAGAUUUCAACUGAUAUUACCUGGUCAAAAGUGACAAGUUUUAAUGCUAAAGAUACAUUGGUGUAGGGAGGAGUAUGAUAUUCAACAAGUUACAUCAUUAGUAACGGAACAGAUUGUACCACGGUAAUAUCACGGUACCAAUACGUCAUGAUACUUAUUAACAUUUUAGAAUACUGUAGUACCGUUUCAUAUGAUACUACCACAUCUUUCAGCACUUUGAUUUAUUCAGACUUUGAGUGCCACAGAGGGAAAAUCUACCUUUUUUCAAUCUGUCGCGGAUUUUAUAUAAUUUAACAAACCAUGUCGCGGGCUGUUUUAAACUAAUCCCGGGCCACUAAUUAUUGGUUUGAUAACAAACAACCUUGUUCAGUCGUGUGUUUCAGAUUAUAUUUUGCCCAAUAGGAAAUGAAUGGUGAAUAAUGUAUAUUGUAAUUUUGG